AUGGUUUUAACAAUUAACUGUCAAAAUCAUUCAUCCUCAUCUUCAUCAGAAACAGUAAUUGAUAUUUCAAAUUCGGAUAUUUAUUAUACAGGUAGAAUGGAUACAACCAAUCCUGAUUACUAUACAUUUGAAUGGUCUGGAUGUCAAAUUACUUUAACUUUUACAGGAACAAAAAGCAUAAAAGUAGUUUUAGAUAGUGCUGGUGAUAAUUGGUUUGAUGUAAUCAUAAACAAUGCUCUUUAUGGUGCUUUCAAUGUUAGCUCCACCCCACGUCAAAUGUAUAAUAUCAUUGGUCAAAACAAUUUAAAUCCAUCUCAAACAUAUACUCUUGUUUUAUCAAAGAGAACCGAAGCUUCAUUUGGGCCAGUUAGAUUUUAUGGUUUUGUUGUUGAUAGCACCUGCUCAACUAAACAAUACUCACCACCAACAAAUCGUAAAAUUGAAUUUAUUGGUGAUUCAAUUACAUGUGGAUACGGUGAUUUAGGUACUUCACCAUGUCCAUUUACACCAGAUACAGAAAAUAACUAUGUAACAUAUGGAGCAAUUAUAGCAAGAGAACUUCAAGCUGAAUUAUAUUUAGAAGCAUGGAGUGGUAAAGGUGUAGUUCGUAAUUAUGGUUCCCCAACUAGUACCUCGACCCAAACUAUGCCAGAUUUAUAUCCAUAUAUUCUCCCAACUGAUACAACAACUAAUUGGGAUUUCGAUUUAUUCCAACCAGAUGCUGUUGUUAUUAAUUUAGGUACAAACGAUUAUAGCACUCAACCAGCACCAUCACAAGAGGUAUUCCAAAAUGGCUAUAUUAGUUUUGUAAAUAGUUUAAAAAGCAAUUAUCCAAACAAACCAGAGUUCUUUUUAGUUUGCGGUCCAAUGAUAGGUCAACCAUGUUGUCAAUAUGUUAAAAAUGUAUCAUCAAUUGUUGGUGCCACUUAUAUUGAUCUUGAAGGUAUUCUUACCUCAGAUGAUAUUGGUUGUAAUGGUCAUCCAAAUGAACAAGGUCAUUCAAUUAUGGCCUCAAUUGCUUCACCUAUAAUCCAAAAGACUCUUGGUUGGUAA
Dictyostelium purpureum is the source of this 1053-nucleotide messenger RNA. RefSeq lists its product as uncharacterized. The transcript has 2 exons. NCBI's taxonomy places the organism in Eukaryota, Evosea, Eumycetozoa, Dictyosteliales, Dictyosteliaceae. Gene Ontology annotation, molecular function: carboxylic ester hydrolase activity. Bases 1 to 1053 code for a protein of 350 amino acids. The record is from RefSeq and is a predicted model, not a curated record.